Molecule: messenger RNA, 192 nt
Organism: Leptosomus discolor (cuckoo roller)
Lineage: Eukaryota; Metazoa; Chordata; Aves; Leptosomiformes; Leptosomidae
Source: RefSeq, a predicted model, not a curated record
GUGGACAAGGACUCGGUGCUGUGGCAGGAUAUGAAGGAGACCAACACGGAGUACAUCCUGCUCAACCUAACCUUCCCCGACAACUUCCCCUUCUCGCCGCCCUUCAUGAGGGUGCUCAGCCCCCGGCUGGAGAACGGCUACGUCCUCGACGGCGGAGCCAUCUGCAUGGAGCUGCUCACCCCCCGCGGCUGG